Molecule: messenger RNA, 1271 nt
Organism: Syngnathus acus (greater pipefish)
Lineage: Eukaryota; Metazoa; Chordata; Actinopteri; Syngnathiformes; Syngnathidae
Gene: pemt
Product: phosphatidylethanolamine N-methyltransferase
Exons: 7
Coding region: 332-1039 (235 amino acids)
Biological process (GO): phosphatidylcholine biosynthetic process
Molecular function (GO): phosphatidylethanolamine N-methyltransferase activity
Source: RefSeq, a predicted model, not a curated record
CAUCACAAAUGACAAUAAAUUUCGAAAUGGCAUUUACUUAUGACAUACUAAUGAGGUUCAUUUGUUCAGUUGAUCUUCGGGUUAUUUAACGCAUUUUAAAACAAAACAAUCCCCCAUUGGUUGAAUGACAAAUGUUGACUCAAGCAAGUGUAAGACAAAUCAACUUCAUUUCCCAUAAUGCAACAGCAGCUGCACCAAAAGCUAACUGGCCAUGUUGAGCACUGAGUGAAUGCUUCUCCUUGAACUUCGAUUGCACUUGAGCUUUUGCUCAAGCUAUUUUGAUACUUUGCAUACAUGUGCACUGGUGUGCUUUAUUGUUAGCUGAGUGUCCAUGAGCUGCAAACCAGCCGGCGGAGUUAGCAACAAUCUUCCGGAAAACAAACAUUCCCUGCUGGACUGUUGUGGAGGUCUCGGCAACAUCGACUACUCCAAGAUGGACUUGAAGGUGUUUGACCAAGUCUUAAAACAUAUCAACGUCCACGACCCCAACUUCCACAUUGCUGUGAUUGCAAUCAUUUUCAACCCACUUUUCUGGAAUCUGGUAGCAAGAUGGGAGCACCGGACACACAAACUGUCCGAGAUGUUUGGAAGCCCCUACCUUGCCUGUUAUUUCCUGGGCUCUGUUAUCCUCCUCCUCAAUGUGUAUCGCAGCCACAGCAUGGCCAUAGUAAUGAAGAGCCAGGCCAAGUGGGAGCUACUAGACAGCAAUGAAGUCUUUCACAUGGGCGUACUUCUGGUGGCGGUGGGCUCUCUCCUUGUCGUCAGCAGCUUUCUCGCUUUGGGAUUCACUGGAACGUUCCUUGGGGACUACUUUGGCAUUGUGAUGGAUGAGAAGGUGACAGGCUUUCCCUUCAGUCUCACAGCAAAUCCAAUGUACUGGGGCAGCACGGCGAACUACCUUGGCUUCGCACUUAUAGGUGCAAGUCCAGCCGGUCUCGUCUUGACUGCAAUUGUCGCCUUGGUCUACAAGAUAGCCAUACGAUUUGAAGGAGCUUUCACCGAGCACCGCUAUGGGCAGAGGACGCGCAAACGUGAAUAAUGGCAUCAUCCUGUUCUGUUGGGCUGUGGGAGGAUUUCUUUCUUUCUUUCACUCUCAUCCAGAAGAUUGUGAGAUGGCGGGCGUUAUUGAUUAACAAGAGAAUUCCAGGGAAAAUGAAUGCUACAAUCUUUUCUACCUAACUAUCAAAGCAUUAGGAAAAUGGAAAUAAAAAUUCUGCUUCUCCCUCAUUAACAAGGAGCUCGCUCGUUUGCCGCAAUGCUGGCCUCACGUA